This is a messenger RNA of Cyphellophora attinorum, 1254 nucleotides long. Its product is annotated as putative agmatinase 1. The transcript is spliced from 5 exons. Lineage: Eukaryota; Fungi; Ascomycota; Eurotiomycetes; Chaetothyriales; Cyphellophoraceae. The record is from RefSeq and is a predicted model, not a curated record. The coding region runs from base 1 to 1254 and encodes 417 amino acids. Gene Ontology annotation, molecular function: metal ion binding; agmatinase activity.
AUGUUCUUCAAGACUCUGGCUACUCUGGCCUGUGCCAGCUGUGCUUUUGCUCACGCAAAUCACGACCAAACUCCGCUUGCCGAAGGACCACAUCGCAGCUUGUGGUACAAUACCUUGCCUGGAGAUGGUGGCACUCAGGCAGAUUCAGUCUUCUCCGGCAUCUCGACCUUUGGCCGCCUGCCAUACUUCCCUUGCCUAGCAAGUGACCACGAGAAGUUUGACAUUGCCUUCAUCGGUGCUCCAUUCGACACAGGCACCUCCUACAGACCAGGUGCCCGUUUCGGCCCAAGCGGGAUCAGACAAGGCUCACGAAAAGUGCGCUUUAGUGGCGGGUACAACGUACCCAUGGACGCCAACCCCUUCAACUUCUGGGGCAAAGUCAUCGACUGCGGCGACAUCCCCGUGACCUCGUACGACAACGCCUACGCCCUCCACCAGAUCGAAGAAGGCCACCACACCCUCCUGACCCGCACGCCCUACACCGCCUCCGAAGAGCCCGGCAUCUCCAAGUCAGGCAAGACCCUCCCCCGCUUGAUCACCCUAGGCGGCGACCAUACCAUCACCCUCCCCCUGCUCCGCAGCAUCAACCGCGCCUACGGCCCCAUCAGCGUCAUCCACUUCGACUCCCAUCUCGACACCUGGAAGCCCACUGUCUUCGGUGGCGCCCCGUCCAAGCAAGCCGCCAUCAACCACGGCACUUACUUCUACUGGGCUGCCCAAGAGGGCUUGUUGGCGAAUGACACUAACAUCCACGCUGGAAUCCGCACUACACUGUCUGGUCCUUCGGACUACGAAAACGACGGCUAUGUCGGCUUCACCCGCGUCGAAGCCCGCGAGAUCGACAAGAUCGGCACUGCGGGCAUCAUCAAGAAGAUCCGUGAGCGUGUUGGUACCCACGACCCGGUCUACCUCUCCAUCGACAUCGAUACCCUGGACCCAGCGUUCGCGCCUGCGACGGGCACGCCGGAGACAGGUGGGUGGAGCACGCGAGAACUCCGCGAGAUCCUGCGCGGGUUGGAGGGCAUCAACAUCGUGGCGGCGGAUCUGGUCGAGGUGGCGCCCGCGUACGAUACGAAUGCGGAGCUGACGACCAUGGCGGCGGCGGAUGCGUUGUAUGAGGUUAUGACUGUUAUGGUGAAGAGAGGCCCUCUGAGUGUCAAGGAUGUGUUGAAGAAGGAGGAGAAGAUGGGCAAGUUGAGCGAAGUUGAGGGUGAGGGUAUGGAGAGAAGGUUCGUGGAAGGCGAGGAGGCCUGA